CAUUUUGCUACGCAGGAACGAUGGAUCGCAUCUUCAUCCUCGGAUUCAGCUCCCUCCUCCUCCUCUUCCUCUUCUCUUCCCCUGCUCACGCGGAGCCCCGCCUGUCAACAUCGUCCCCGCGCAGGUCCACACGCGCUCCGGCCGCCAAAGUGCGCCUGGCUGGAAACUUUGCCCGCGGACCUAACGAGGGUCGAGUGGAGGUUCUGCACAACAACACGUGGGGGACCGUGUGUGACGACGACGUGGACAUCAAACUGGCUAACGUGGUGUGUCGCGAGCUGGGCUUCCAGAGCGGCAUCACGUGGGCGCACAGCGCUAAAUAUGGAGAGGGAGACGGCCCCAUCUGGAUGGACAACGUGCGCUGUGAGGGCUUGGAGAAGAGUCUGAAGGAGUGCAAGCACAACGGCUGGGGCGUGCACGACUGCAAGCACGGCGAGGACCUGGGCGUGGUGUGCACCCCCGAGCGCCGGCUGGACCAGACAGGCUCACGCAGGGGCCACUCCAUCGCCCUCAGGCCCAACGUCAGCCCCUCACCCCAGUGGCAGAGCAUCUUGGCAGGCCGCCGGGGGCAGGCCUACCAGGGGAACGGACACCCCCCAGAGAUGCCACGCAGGCAGCAUCUCCAGCACUCGGGCUCCAGUAAGGUGCGUAUCCAGGAAGUGCGUCUGCGACCCAUCCUCAUGGCAACCAAGAGGAGCUCCCUGAUCACAGAGGGUGUGGUGGAAGUGAAGCAUGCUGGGAGAUGGAGACAGGUGUGCGACCUGGGUUGGAGUCUGAACAGUAGCAGGGUGGUGUGUGGCAUGCUGGGAUUCCCAGACGCAGCGCAGCACAACGCACACACCUACAAGAAAAUCUGGGACACCAAGGUGGCAGACCCGUCCACAAGGCUCAGCUUGAUGGCCAGUAAGAAGGGCUUCUGGGUGGAGAAGGUGCACUGCCUGGGUACCGAGAACAGCCUAUCAGAGUGCCACGCUCAGCUGUCCAUCCCGCGCAGCCCCGUCCCCUGUAAGAGUGGCAGGCAUGCAGUAGCCAAGUGUAUGCCUGGUCCCCAGUUUGCCCGCAUGUCGUCAGGACGCCCUCAAGCCCCCAACCCCACUGUGCCGGUGCGUCUGAAGGCGGGGCCACGUCUGGGAGAGGGCCGCGUGGAGGUGCUCAGGGAGGGGAAGUGGGGCACCAUCGUAGACCACCUGUGGGACCGGGUGUCAGCCAGCGUGGUGUGCAGGGAGCUGGGCUUCGGCAGUGCCAAGGAGGCCCUCACUGGAGCCUACAUGGGUCAAGGCACUGGUCCUAUCCACAUGAACAGUGUCCAGUGUCUGGGUUCGGAGAGGUCUCUCCUGGACUGCUACUUCCAGGAUGUUCCUCUGUGGACCUUUAAACACACCCAGGACGCGUCCGUGCGAUGCAGCGUCCCCCAGACUGGCCUGGAGAGCACGGUGCGUCUGGCGGGGGGCCGGGAACGGGCCGAGGGCCGUGUGGAGGUGCUGAUGGAGGUGGGGGGACGUAAGCGCUGGGGGGCUGUGUGCAGUGAGAACUGGGGCAUCAACGAGGCCAUGGUGGUGUGCAGACAGCUGGGCUACGGCUUCGCCUCCAGGGCCCACCAGGAGACCUGGUACUGGGCUGGGGCUGCUAAUGCAGCAGACCUGGUGCUGAGCGGAACACACUGUGUCGGAACUGAGCUGUCAAUCCAACAGUGUCGCCAUAACAACCACGUGCACUGCCCUAGAGGGGGCGGGACUAAGGCUGCCGGAGUCACCUGCUCAGAGACGGCCCCUGACCUGGUUCUGGACGCCCAGCUGGUCCAGGAGACGGCCUACCUGGAGGACCGGCCACUGCACCUGCUCACCUGCGCCAACGAGGAGAACUGCCUGUCGUCGUCGGCCGCCAGGAUGAGCUGGCCCUACGGCCACCGCCGCCUGCUCCGCUUCUCCUCACGCAUCAUGAACCUGGGCCGAGCAGACUUCAGACCCCGCGCCACCCGAGAGAGCUGGACCUGGCACGCCUGCCACCGACACUACCACAGCAUCGAGGUGUUCACACACUACGAUCUGCUGACGCUGAACGGGACCAGAGUGGCAGAGGGACACAAGGCCAGCUUCUGUCUGGAGGACACCUACUGUCCCGAGGGCGUGCAGAAGCGUUUCUCCUGCUACAACAUGGGGGACCAGGGCAUCUCCAUCGGUUGCUGGGAUACCUAUCGCCAUGACAUUGACUGCCAGUGGAUCGACAUCACUGACAUACGACCUGGGGACUACAUUUUCCAGGUGGAGGUUAAUCCCUCAUUGGACAUGGCUGAGUCCGACUUCAUGAACAACGUGAUGAGGUGUCGCUGCAGGUACGACGGACAGAGGGUCUUCAUGUAUGGCUGCCACGCAGGGGAUGCAUACAGUGCAGAGAUAGAGGAUCUGUUUGAACACCAGAGGCAGAUCUCCAAUAACUUUGUCUAGCCUGGUCUGGCCUGGCCCGGCCUGGCCCGGCCCGGUCUGGCCCGGUUCACAGGCCUCUCAGUGGACCCAGAGACUUCUCAGGGUGGGCCCUGCUGUGGGGGAUCCUAACCUCCUCACCCACUAACACCGUAAAAUUCACUUUAUGGCGCCUGUCCAAACUCCCAGGCCAUUGUGGACUACAUUUCCCAUCACACACCUCUGCAAGGAAGAGACCAGUACACAGACCUCACCCUCAACCCUCACCACCAAUAGCAGAUUAGCCAUACGGGUGGCGUGGAGGCGGCUUGGGGCUGGGGAUGGUGGGAAUGGGGGUGCACUGUCCUGAUUGGGCGAGUGCUUUACCUAUAAGAUUACUGGUGCUUGUCUAUUGGGUACUGUAAAACUGACGAUAACCUCCUUACCCCAGCUGUUAGGUACAGCUAUGCUUUGUCUUUUUGGAUUUUCAAUAGCAUAGUUGUUUGGAAAAUGUUUGUGUUUUUUUCCAUAUGCAGAUUAUUUUAUCUUAUUUCAAAGUAUUUAACUGCAGUAAGACUGUCAACAGUCAGUCAACAGUUAGUUCACUGUUUCGCCUUUUCCUCUGUCCUGAAAUUUAGUUUCCAAGAGGGUCAAUUGUUUUCAAAGAAAGUUGCACUUUAUCUAUGGAUCAUCAGUAUUCAAGCUUCUUGACCAAAUGCCCCCAACCUAGUUUGUUGCCAUUGGCCUUCAGCCAGUAUUGAGAUUUGAUUUGAUAUCAUGUUACCAUUCUAUAACUGGAACUGUCAAAGCAUUUUACUGUAGCUUUUUGAGAAACUGAAUUGCAAAUCUUUUGGUGCUUAUUUUGAUAUAUGUUAUGCUCUAUGCCACAGGUUAAUUUAUUUAAAGUUAUCACAUUUGCAUAAGGUACUACUUUUUAUAAAAACAUUUACUACCCCCACAUUGUAUUCUUCUAGGUAGUAGUUAACUAGAUUUUAACUUGAUUCCUUAGCUUGUUAUAUUUCUCAGCAGUUCCUAUGAAAACCUUUUUAUACCAUUGUACACCACAUCUGUAGUGAGCUGCACAUGUUGACGUUUUUCAGAAUCUGACAGAACAGAGUUGAGCAGGGAAGACUAAAGCAGAGGAAACCAGAGCAGAGUAGAAGACAGAAGAGCAGAACAGACUAGAGCAGAGGAAACCAGAGCAGAGUAGAAGACAGAAGAGCAGAAUUGAACAGAGUAGAGCAGAGCAGAGCAGAUUGGAGCAGAACAGAGUGGUGCCUAGUCAAGCCACAGUAUUGUGGUAGUAAAAGCCUUUUAAUCAGGUCUGUUUGGGUUGGGGUUAGGCUUAGUGGUUAGGGAUGGUAUGGACACUGAGGCUGUUAAAUAUGGGGAACACCAGCUGGGGGGUAAAACAGGAAGGUGAUGGAGUGAGAAUGAGAAAUUAAAAGGAGACCAAGGAGAGAAAGAGAUAGAGAGAGAGUAAGAGAGAGCGCAGAGUGAUAGUAAGAAAGGAGAAAGUCAGCGUGGAGAUAUUGAAAAGAAUAAGAGGUAAGAAAGAGAACUUUUGAAGCUGCUGUACAAACGUUUUAACUAGCAGAUCCAGCCCUCUCCAGGCAAGGCAGCAGACCACAGGGUGGCCCUCAACUCUCUGAAGAGAACAACAUGUUUGUCUGGGUGCAAAAAUAACCGUCCACAUGGAUGGUGGGCGCAGUCCACAGUGGCUGCUCUGUGUGGCGUGGCCUGCCCUCUCCUGCUGCCUCCCAGGACCCAAGCAGGGAUGCUUCUACCUGCUGCUUCUGUUUCCACCUCCUCCUCCCCUUUCUCCUCUUCCUCCACCUCCAUAUCCUCCUCCACGUUUUCUCCCCCAUCUCUUCCUCCUCCUCCACCUCUUCCCCUUCGCUUUUUUCCUCACGGUACCUGUGUGACUGGGUGACCUACCCGGCGACAGCGGCUGUGUGUGCUGGGCCUGGAUGAUGUGUUGUGGUCUGAGGUAAAGGAACAGAGAUGUAAGUGCUAUGAGGGAAGUGUAUAGUGUUGUUCUAUGGUCUGAGCGUGUGCUUGCUGACCUGAGGUGGGCGGCAGUUAUUAUAUUACAGCAGACUUUCAUUAUUAACUUUCACAGUGCUACACCUCCAUAUUACAGAGAUCAGUGUUCCCUCUCUGUCUACCCUGUAAGCCACCCAAGCUGUAGUUGAAACAAUAUUCAACUGAACUAGACCAUUUUACACAGCCAUUUAAUAAUGUCAAAGCUACAUUGCAGUUGUGUAAAUGUUUAAUUUUAUUGUUUUUGUGCUUUGUGUACAGUUGAGUACGUAGUCUGUCCUGUGUGUUAUUUAAGUUUGAUAUGGCCGUUUCAUAGCUUUGAUAACUCCUAACUUAUCGACACUCCUAACUUAUCGACAAUGCUUCGUCCUGUUUAGUUACUGUAUGUGUGUUCAUGCUGGCAUUGAGAUCGCCUGGGCAUCGCUUACGGAUCCUGCUAACC
Messenger RNA from Osmerus eperlanus (European smelt), 4884 nucleotides. RefSeq names its product lysyl oxidase-like 4 (gene loxl4). Gene Ontology annotation, molecular function: protein-lysine 6-oxidase activity; copper ion binding. The transcript has 14 exons. NCBI's taxonomy places the organism in Eukaryota, Metazoa, Chordata, Actinopteri, Osmeriformes, Osmeridae. Bases 21 to 2444 code for a protein of 807 amino acids. Gene Ontology annotation, cellular component: membrane. The record is from RefSeq and is a predicted model, not a curated record. Gene Ontology annotation, biological process: collagen fibril organization; peptidyl-lysine oxidation.